Molecule: messenger RNA, 1070 nt
Organism: Filobasidium floriforme
Lineage: Eukaryota; Fungi; Basidiomycota; Tremellomycetes; Filobasidiales; Filobasidiaceae
Product: thioredoxin-like protein
Exons: 7
Coding region: 424-963 (179 amino acids)
Biological process (GO): cellular response to oxidative stress; cell redox homeostasis
Cellular component (GO): cytoplasm
Molecular function (GO): thioredoxin peroxidase activity
Source: RefSeq, a predicted model, not a curated record
CGAUGAUCCCUUCGCGUCUCGUCGAUCACGUCGCGUAAAGAAAGGUAUCUAAAUCUCCAAGUUUGUGCUGAUCCGCUGCAUUAAUCUCUCCUUGAACGUGUUUAGAAGCGACCUGCCGAGGACGCUCCGGCCAAGGCACCUGCCAGCAAGAAGGCCAAGGAGGACAACGCCGAAAAGGCCGACAAGCCUAAGUCGACCAAGGCUGCUACUAAACCCGCUUCUACCAAGGCUGCCGCCGACAAGCCCGCCAGUAAGAAGCCCACUUCAACCAAGGCCGACAAGCCCGCUUCCAAGGCUGCUGCCUCUGCUAAGCCUGCCAGCAAGAAGCCUGCUUCCAAGGCCGCUGCUGAUAAGCCCAAGUCGACCGCUAAACCCAAGAGCAAGAAGGUCGACACCAUCGCCGAGGAGAACGAGGAUGUCGACAUGGACCCCAAGGGAAAGAGCGAGGAGGAGAAGAAGGAGAUCGAGGCCGCUGCAGAGGGUAGCGAGCCCGAAACGAAUGGAGCGAUGAAGGAGGGCGAGACCCUUCCCCAGAUCACGCUCAAGGAUAACCAGGACCAGGAUGUCGAUGUCAGCUCUUUGAUCACUGCCGAUCAGGGCGUCAUCUUUUUCACAUAUCCCAAGGCCAACACCCCCGGCUGCACUUCGCAAGCCUGCAACUUUAGGGACUCUUACGCCGAGUUUGGCAAGCAUGGAUACAAGGUUUAUGGACUGAGCACCGACAGCCCUGCGGAUCAAGAGUCAUGGAACAAGGAGAAGAAGUUCGGUUACCCCUUGCUGUCAGACCCUCAAAGCGAGUUGAUCAAGAAGCUUGGAGCAUUCGCCUCUCCUAAGAACACCGUCCGAGCCCACUUCAUCUUCGAAAAGGGUACCGGAAAGCUCUUGCAGGGCAAGCUCAAGGUCAAACCCGCUGAGGACGCCAAGCACUGCCUCAAGUUCAUCGAGAAGCACCACUCGGCUUGAGUGACAAGAGGGAGAUAAUACACUUUGAUCUCGUUGCCCAACCUUCUCUCUUCGACAACUGGCGUGCCAGCCUCGCGCAAAUACCGUUCGCGGUCAUCUCGAGCUGU